GGGCGGCGGGGACCCGGCAUGGCGCUGCGGCGGGGCGGCGGCGGGGCGCUGGGGUGGCUGCUGCUGCUGCUCAGCGCCGCGUGCCUGAUCCCGCCGGGCGCGCAGGUGAGGCGGCUGGCGCGCUGCCCCGCCACUUGCAGCUGUACCAAGGAGUCCAUCAUCUGCGUGGGCUCCUCCUGGGUGCCCAGGAUCGUGCCGGGCGACAUCAGCUCCCUGAGCCUGGUAAAUGGAACAUUUUCGGAAAUCAAGGACCGAAUGUUUUCCCAUCUGCCUUCCCUGCAGCUGCUAUUGCUGAACUCUAACUCAUUUACCGUCAUCCGGGAUGAUGCUUUUGCUGGACUUUUCCAUCUUGAAUACCUAUUCAUCGAAGGGAACAAAAUAGAAACCAUUUCAAGAAAUGCCUUUCGUGGCCUCCGUGACCUGACUCACCUUUCUUUGGCCAAUAACCACAUAAAAGCACUCCCAAGGGACGUCUUCAGUGAUUUGGACUCUCUGAUUGAACUCGAUUUAAGGGGCAAUAAAUUUGAAUGUGACUGCAAAGCCAAAUGGCUGUAUCUAUGGUUGAAGAUGACCAAUUCCACAGUCUCUGAUGUCCUCUGUAUUGGUCCGCCAGAGUAUCAGGAAAAGAAGCUAAAUGAUGUGCCCAGCUUCGACUAUGAAUGCACCACUACAGAUUUUGUUGUUCAUCAGACUUUGCCCUACCAGUCGGUUUCAGUGGAUACGUUCAACUCCAAGAAUGAUGUGUAUGUGGCCAUUGCUCAGCCCAGCAUGGAGAACUGCAUGGUACUGGAAUGGGACCACAUUGAAAUGAAUUUCCGGAGCUAUGACAACAUUACAGGUCAGUCCAUUGUGGGUUGUAAGGCCAUCCUCAUCGACGACCAGGUUUUCGUGGUGGUGGCCCAGCUUUUCGGCGGCUCUCACAUCUACAAAUACGACGAGAGCUGGACCAAAUUCGUCAAAUUCCAGGACAUCGAAGUCUCUCGCAUUUCCAAGCCCAACGACAUCGAGCUGUUUCAGAUCGAGGACGAGACGUUCUUCAUCAUCGCAGACAGCUCCAAAGCUGGUCUGUCCACGGUGUAUAAAUGGAACAGCAAAGGGUUCUACUCCUACCAGUCUCUGCACGAGUGGUUCAGGGACACGGAUGCGGAGUUUGUUGACAUAGACGGGAAGUCACAUCUGAUUCUGUCCAGCCGCUCCCAGGUCCCCAUCAUCCUCCAGUGGAAUAAAAGCUCUAAGAAGUUUGUCCCCCACAGUGAUAUCCCCAACAUGGAGGACGUACUGGCCGUGAAAAGCUUUAGGAUGCAGAACGCCCUCUACCUCUCCCUCACCCGCUUCAUCGGGGACUCCAGGGUCAUGAGGUGGAACAAUAAGCAAUUUGUGGAGAUUCAGGCUCUUCCGUCCCGGGGGGCCAUGACCCUGCAGCCCUUUUCUUUUAAAGAUAACCACUACCUGGCCCUGGGGAGUGACUACACGUUCUCCCAGAUCUACCAGUGGGAUAAAGAAAAGCAGCUAUUCAAAAAAUUCAAGGAGAUUUACGUUCAGGCACCUCGUUCCUUCACAGCUGUCUCCACUGACAGGAGAGAUUUCUUUUUUGCAUCCAGUUUCAAAGGGAAAACAAAGAUUUUUGAACAUAUAGUCGUUGACUUAAGUUUGUGAGGGGGUGAUUGGUGAAUUUAAAGACACGUAGAGCUAGCUUUCACAAGAGAGGACCAAGACGCAGAUACAAAGCCAAGUUCAGGGCUCUGCAGUUAAAAAUGCACUGGGGACCUAGUUAGAAGUUUUCAACAUUUUAGAACUCCCAUUUUGGUCAGGGAUUGCAUUUAUUGGCUAACUGCAUGACAUGUCCAUUCUCCCAUUUAAAAAGACAUCUUGAAGCCUGUUAUCUCUGAGAAAAGAGAACAGCAUUAACUCUUACCAUCUAGGAAAGUCAUGUGCUUUUUUCUUUUUUUUAAGUGAGAAGGAGGAAAUCGGAUAAGAUGGGACAGUUCUUAUGAUGGAAAUAAUAAACAAAGAAACAAACAAACAAAAAGACCAAACAAACGAUGGGCCCGUCUCAUUCCAUUUUAGCAAUCUUUUUCGGUAAGAACUCUUAAAGCCAAAGAAAGCUAAAAAGAUUUGCUGAUGAUUCGUUUAAAAAUCUGAUAACACUCAGCAAUGCUAUUUUUGAGUCCUUUCAGUUUCCUGAACCCCUCUUCCCAGCAGAACUUUGGCUAUUCCAUUGGCUCCUAUGGAGAGAUACUCGUCAUGGGAAUGUUAACAAAAUAAUGCUGGACAUCGCUUCCUUUGCCGCAAAGAAAAUACUCUGCUGACACGCGUCCAGGCCCCGCACAGGUUGUAGGCCCAUGAGUGAGACAAACGCAUUUUCCCCUCUGACUUGUGGUUCAGAGCCGACCCGGUGGCAGCCGGAACAAUAUUGCUUGUUAGAUGCCCUCCAUGGCUCGGCUGCUUCCCUGAACCCGCUCUUUGAGUGUGUGGGUAGUCAGCAGACAGGCCAAAGACUGAACGGUGCUUUUCAUCCCAUCCUUUAAAGUAAUGGAACAGGUCUUUCCAUCUGAUGAGCAUUUGGUAGGAUUUCGGAAGCAAGAUUUUGUGGGAUCAAAGAGGACUUUACACAAGUCUCGCUGUACUUUGAUACCUAGAGGUGGCCCUUUGAUUUGUGCAUGGCCAUGCCCUCUGGGCAGCUUCCUAUUUCGAGUCAUUGAGUCCAGCCUACCUUCCUGCCCACCUGCCUUCCUCCCUACUCCCACGUCAGUCCUGCUUUGCGGAUAUGCCGUUGCUGCCGCCGCCAAUGAGGGGCUGAGGGACCAGACGGCAGAACCUGGGGUGCCCUUGAUGCUAGUGCCCUUUCCUUUCCCAGUAGUUUAGCAAAGGAAAGCCCCCUGGAGGGCUCACACCGUGAUGUGGGACCAUGUACUGGCAGGGGGCUCCUCCUGAAUAGGCUGGUGGGGGGUGGGCCGGGCUCAGACCGAUCAUCAGGGACUCACUUCGGAUCUUGACCCACUGCAUCCCACAGACCAGGUCUGUGCUCUGGGGACUGAAGGGUCUAUUUCAAACUGGGCUUCUCUGGUGUGGAUUAUCAGGGAGCCCAUGGGGUCUGGUUUUGCAGAAGCUUCCCAGUAGAUGUUCUGCCUGUUUAGUGGGUUCUCCUGAAGUGGAUUUUAGGAGUGGCUCUCAAAGAGCCACCCAACAGCAUCUCUGGGAGCCCCCAAACCAGCACAAUCAUGUGGUACUGGCACAUUAUUUUUUAAUGAUCAUUUGCCGAGACAUGAGUAGGUAAGGUUUUGCCACACGUUUGGGUGCGGUGUUGUUUCUGCUUUAAGCGAUGCAGGUCAAGACAACCAAUAACAUGGAUGUUGCAACAGCACUCCUGGGUACAUCCCGGGCUGAGGGCUUCCAGCCUAACACACCAGGGAGUUCGGUGAACUCAGUCACCCACACAUAGUACAGCAUUGCUGCUUGAAGCUUUCCUGCUAGGCACCAACCAAAUAGGAGAAGUGGUUUGUUUUCAUUUCUGAAGCACAAAAUCACCCUUCCAUGUUCUUUUGCCUUUUUGGUUCAUUUGAAUGGACUACAAAUGCUCAGAUCCCCCCAUCAGCAGCAGAAAGUGGGACAGUUCUGCUCUUCCUCUAUUAGGAUGGGCAAGCAAUUCUCUCUGGCACAUGGAACCCCUCAGACAAGCCUGAGUGGAAAGACGGGCCCUUGGCAAACAAGGUAGGGGACAUUUCGACAGUCUUAGCAUUCAUGCCAGUUUGAAAUGAUGUUCCCAAGCCAGCCGCUUGUUGGGAAUGCAACCGGGGCAUCUUUUCACAGGGCUGCCUCUAGGGAACGGGGCAUCUGCCCCCUAGCUUCUCCUCUGAGGGAGAAGUGCCUGUAGAAACCAUCUGCAUUCACCAUGCUGGUAACCAUUGCCUAGAAUCUAGAAAACCAGGAAACCCGGGGUGCGGAGCUGGGGUCAGGGGUGCUUUCCGGGUCUAGGGGAGACAUUGGCCGGUGGAAAAAAGAUCUAAGGAACUAUGGGUGAGGUGAAGGCAAGAGGGUGGGUAGUCCACACGGCUGCAGUCAGGCUCUCUUUUUCUUCUUAAGAAAUUAGACAAGAGCAGAGUCUGCAUCCUACAAGAGUCUCGGCUCUGAGGGAGGAGAUAUUUGUUCUGGCCGACUUGCUAAAGGAGCAGAGAUGUUCUUGGCACGAGGUUGUGGAAGCUUUGCUUCAUUAAUCUCGCUGCUCCAUCCUAAGAAUCCCUCUAGUUUUGAACAAUUUCUGCAAGAAGCUUUUUCCCAGUAAUAAUGUAAGACAAAAAAAAAAAAAAAAA
Messenger RNA from Mustela erminea (ermine), 4310 nucleotides. It is a transcript of the gene LGI2, whose product is annotated as leucine rich repeat LGI family member 2. The transcript is spliced from 8 exons. NCBI's taxonomy places the organism in Eukaryota, Metazoa, Chordata, Mammalia, Carnivora, Mustelidae. Gene Ontology annotation, molecular function: protein binding. The record is from RefSeq and is a predicted model, not a curated record. Gene Ontology annotation, biological process: inhibitory synapse assembly. Bases 19 to 1656 code for a protein of 545 amino acids.